Scutellospora calospora is the source of this 126-nucleotide messenger RNA. NCBI's taxonomy places the organism in Eukaryota, Fungi, Glomeromycota, Glomeromycetes, Diversisporales, Gigasporaceae. The record is from the annotation of a GenBank genome assembly.
AUAAUGAAAACAAGAAUUCUCAAAUACUUCUCACAGAUUCUGAAGAAGUUAGGAAAGCUACAGAUAACUAUUACAAAGAUCAGUUCAAAGUACGAAAACACUACUUUGAUCAUAUAAAAGAAGAAU